AUGGUCGACGUCUUCGACGAUGCUAGGUCCCGCAAGACUGUGCCGCACAUUUGGAUGUACUAUAUGUACUCCCAAUUUGUUGGUUAUACUUGGUUGACCAGGUUUGGGCAUGGGACAACUGUUCGCUCUGUCCAAACUCUAUUUACCAGGAGGACUGCUGCAGAUAGACAUACUAGAAUUACGUGCUCGCAAGACAGCAAUUGCGAUACAAAGUUUUUUGAUUUUAUAGUUGUUGGCAGUGGUGUUGCUGGACUACGGUAUGCCUUAGAAGUUUCAAAGUAUGGAUCUGUUGCUAUAAUUACUAAAGCUGAACCUCAGGAGAGCAACACAAAUUAUGCUCAAGGUGGAGUUAGUGCUGUUUUGUGCCCUUCAGAUUCCGUAGAGAGCCACAUGCAAGACACAAUCAUUGCUGGGGCUUAUCUUUGCGAUGAAGAGACUGUUAGAGUUGUAUGCACAGAGGGCCCAGAUCGGGUAAAGGAAUUAAUUGCCAUUGGUGCUUCAUUUGAUCACGGCGACGAUGGGAAGUUACAUCUAGCUAGGGAAGGGGGCAUUCUCAUUGGUGCUUCACCUUAUGGCGGUCUUCUUCACUUCUUCCUAUUGGGGUUCAGGCGGUAG
This is a messenger RNA of Zingiber officinale, 615 nucleotides long. RefSeq names its product L-aspartate oxidase, chloroplastic-like. Bases 1 to 615 code for a protein of 204 amino acids. The transcript has 4 exons. Lineage: Eukaryota; Viridiplantae; Streptophyta; Magnoliopsida; Zingiberales; Zingiberaceae. The record is from RefSeq and is a predicted model, not a curated record. Gene Ontology annotation, biological process: NAD+ biosynthetic process. Gene Ontology annotation, molecular function: L-aspartate oxidase activity.